Messenger RNA from Penicillium oxalicum, 825 nucleotides. RefSeq lists its product as uncharacterized. Gene Ontology annotation, cellular component: cytoplasm. The coding region runs from base 1 to 825 and encodes 274 amino acids. The transcript is spliced from 4 exons. Gene Ontology annotation, molecular function: phosphatase activity. Lineage: Eukaryota; Fungi; Ascomycota; Eurotiomycetes; Eurotiales; Aspergillaceae. The record is from RefSeq and is a predicted model, not a curated record.
AUGGCGCCCAUCAUUCACGCUGUCCGCCACGCUCAGGGUGUGCACAACCUUUGCACUGCCAACCACGUCAUCCACGAUCCUCUUUUGACAAACCUCGGCCACGAGCAAUGCGCCCAGCUUGAAAAGACCUUCCCCAGACAUGCUCAAGUGGACUUGGUCACUGCUUCGCCUUUGCGUCGAACACUAUACACUGCCCUGGAGAGUUUCGCGCCGGUCUUCGAGGCACACCCAGACAUGAAGCUGAUCGCGCUACCCGACGCCCAGGAGACGUCGGAUGUACCCUGUGACACUGGCAGUGACGCCGAGGUAUUGGAGAAGGAGUUUGCUGGGAAGCCUGUGGACCUAGGGUUGCUGCAUGAUGGUUGGAAUGUAAAGGAGGGCCGUUAUGCUCCCAGAGCAAAGGCUCUUAAAGAGCGUGCGCGCGCUACGCGUCGCUGGUUGAAAGCCCGACCCGAGAAGGAGAUCGUUCUCGUCACUCAUGGUGGAUACUUGCAUUACUUUACCGAAGACUGGGAGGACAGCAGCCAGUACCAAGGCACCGGUUGGAAGAACACCGAAUACCGCACCUACACUUUCACGGAUGAGGAUCACAACGAAGACUUGGAGGGCCACCCAAUCGACGGCGACAAUGCCACAUUGACCGAGACACUGGAAUCUCGCCAGCGAAGAGGCAAGGCGGGUCCCAUGCCGGAUCGCCAGCAGCAGAAGACGCUUUACAAGAUUGGUACGCAGGGCUGGGAUGACCAGGGCCUGCAGAUGAGUACCGCGGAGAGGGAUGCCGCGAAGGUUCCGGAGGGCAAAGAAGUGGAUGGUGUGCGUGUGUAG